AUGUCGAUGAUCUCAGUGGUACACGACUAUUCUAUUCUAUAUUCGAACAGGAUUCUUCAGAAAGACAAGAGAUGGGCCGACGGAAGGCUACGAUAUUACGAAUUCAACAAUAAGAUGGAGGUAUACUCCGAGGAGCAGUUCCUACUAGCUACUGAUUUCUACCCAUCGAACAAGAAGCUGCCUAUUCAAAGUGGAGCUUUCGAGGAGGGAUCUGAAUUCAAACUCCCCAGUGGAAAAUUCUUGAUCUCAGUGCAAGAGUACUUGGGUUGUUCGGAACGAGACGUGUCAAAGGUGUUCAAGAAGGCAGAUCGAACUCCCGAUACGACAAAUUCGACUGUUGUAAAAGCCGAGCCAUUCAUAAAACUCGAAGACUCGUCACAAAUGUCAGAGAUUCCACUCCCCGAACACCUUUCGUUUCUCAAGACAGAGCCCAAAGAGUCCAUCACACCAACACCAAAACCCAGGCGAAUCGGCCUAACGAGAAAGAGAGGAACCACCAAGAAACAAAGUGACCUCAGUCUGUUCACUCGAGGCCCAUCUGUGGAAGAAAAAUUAAACAAGUAUCUUGAAGGAAGACUGGCCAAAGUUACACGGAUUCCACCUCGAAGUGCUAAUUUGUAUACCCGUCUUAACCAGGAAAUAUCCAUGGACGUGGAGGACCUCGACAGAAGCAUCAAAGUCCCCCACACGGGGCUAACUCAAAGGAGAGAGGAAGAUUAG
Molecule: messenger RNA, 720 nt
Organism: Candidozyma pseudohaemuli
Lineage: Eukaryota; Fungi; Ascomycota; Pichiomycetes; Serinales; Metschnikowiaceae
Exons: 1
Coding region: 1-720 (239 amino acids)
Source: RefSeq, a predicted model, not a curated record